Messenger RNA from Mycosarcoma maydis (corn smut), 3063 nucleotides. Its product is annotated as translation initiation factor 2. Gene Ontology annotation, molecular function: translation initiation factor activity; GTP binding; GTPase activity. The record is from RefSeq and is a predicted model, not a curated record. NCBI's taxonomy places the organism in Eukaryota, Fungi, Basidiomycota, Ustilaginomycetes, Ustilaginales. Bases 1 to 3063 code for a protein of 1020 amino acids. Gene Ontology annotation, biological process: translational initiation. The transcript has a single exon.
AUGCUCUCGAGAUCUUCGCUUUCGCUAGCCACCUCUUCUCGCUUGGCGCGCUGGGCAUGUGCCACCUCAACAUCGACCAGGAAUACCACGGCAACCACACUCCAAAUACCAACAGCUUGUAGCAUCACUCGCUGUCUCGCUACCAGUGUUUCGGUUGCAUCUGGUCGAGAGGCCUCGUCACCCGCCUCGAAUCGCAAUCAAGAUCGAUCCGAUUACCGCCCUCGUCGUAGGGACGAAGAUGUUCGGUCGAACCACCGAUCGGGUGGACCGAAUCAUGGUGUACCAGUAGCGCAGUACAGUCGAAAUCAGCGAUUUGCUGCUGAUGGAACGAGAAAACGUCUGCCCCAUCCGAAUGCUAAACCUCGUUCCGAUCGGGAGGGAGAUCGAAAUCAGAGCGCGAAUGACCAGCGUUCAUCCAGACCCAGAGAUGGUCCAUCUCGUUUCAAGAAAGCCGGCGAAGCAGGAUACUCAUCAUGGAGAAACAAGGAUGAUUCUGCGCUCAAGUUUGGCUACACUGCUCAAGAUGGCAUGGGCUCGAAUUCGGCUUCGAACGCUGCUACCAAGAGGGAUUCGACGGUUUCGAGGUUGAGAGCUCGAAACAACACCCCGUUGGACGAUGCCGAUGACCGCGGUUUUCGCAACACCGAGGCAGACAGGUUCGGAGACGCAACCAGUAUCGAGGAUGAUGCUUCAGCGCGCAGUCCCAGAGGCGUUGCAGUGGAUGAUGGCAUUCUAAAGGGCAACAGCAUCCUUGAGAGGUCGGAUCGACACCACACCGCCAAGCAAAAGAAAAAGGAAGGUCGAGGCUCCUUACUCGAUCCAGAACAUGAUCACGAUCACAAUCCUUCAAGCCGAUCUUGGCCGACUUCUUCUUCAAAUCGACAGCCUCGACACGCUUCUGUCUCUCCAGAUAACAUGCAUGCAUCCCGCCUUGACCGCGCCCCUACGCCACGAGUUAAACCCAAGCUCCUCCCCAAGGUAGAGCGGAACAUCUUCCUUCCCUCUGUCAUCUCGGUCGUCAUGCUUGCCACACGCAUGGAGAAAAAACUCCGAGCUGUCCAAAACGUAAUGAGCGAAUUGGGAAUGGAAGACACCCGCCCGGAUCUGAUGCUCAAAUUCGAAGAUGCCGAAAUGAUCGCGGCUCAACUUAACGUCGUUGCCAUCCCCAACGACGAAGCCAGUUUCGACAUCUACCCUCGACCGCCACCUUCGACACCGGAAGAAGCUGCCUCUCUCCCACGCCGCCCACCGGUGGUGACCAUCAUGGGCCACGUCGACCACGGUAAAACCACGUUGCUGGAUAAACUGCGUUCCACCUCUGUUGCGCAGGGAGAAGCUGGUGGGAUCACGCAGCACAUCGGUGCGUUCAGUGUACCGAUCAGUGGGAGGGAGCAACUCAAGGGCAAGAGGAAAGGUUACCAAGGUAUUCAGACAAUCACGUUCCUCGAUACGCCGGGACACGCUGCUUUCACAGCCAUGAGAAGCCGUGGUGCGAUGGUGACGGAUAUCGUCGUGCUCGUUGUGGCAGCCGAUGACGGUGUGAUGCCGCAAACGCGCGAAGUGAUCCAGCUGGUCAAGGAUGCCAAUGCCGACAUGGAUUCUAACGAUAUCGCCUCUAGCCAGCCGCACGUGCAGAUGGUUGUGGCGCUCAACAAGAUUGACAAACCCGACGCGGAUCCCGAACGCGUGAAACGCCAACUUGUCGCUGCCGGCGUCGAGCUCGAGGAGCUUGGAGGUGACGUUCCCUGCGUCCACGUCUCCGGAAAGACAGGCAGAGGACUAGACGAUCUCGAAGAGACCGUCGCAAUAUUGGGAGAGCUAGCAGAACUACGUGCUGAACGUACCGGCUUACCACAAGGUUACGUGAUCGAGUCCAAAGUGGAUAAAGGGCGUGGUAACGUAGCUACCGUGCUCAUCAAGCGUGGUGUGCUUUCGAAAGCCUCGCCCAUCAUUGCCGGCACGGCAUGGUGCAAAGUUCGUCAGAUCUUGCAUUCCAGCGGUCGGCCGCUCGCCAACGCUUUUCCAGGCGAUCCUGUCUUGGUUACCGGAUGGAGAGAGCUCCCGAGUGCUGGCGACAUGUUGUUGGGAGCCACCGACGAGCAAUCGUGCAAGAGAGCGUGCGAGAAUCGAAAGCAGCUACAGGAGCACAAAAAGAUGAUGCAGGACGUCGAGCAGAUCAACGAGGCUAGGAGGGCGAAAGCCGAACAAGAGGAAGCCGAGGCCAAGAAGGAGUUUGAGGAUAGGCAGAGGAGGAGGGCUGCAAGGUUGGCUGCUGACGAUGGCAAGGAUCCGUUGGCAGUAUUGGCUGCGAUGGAAGCUGCUUCUUCCGGCGCUACCGGCGAGACGGUUCAAGUUGACCAGGACGCUGAUGGCGUUGAAAUUGCCGAAAGUAAAGACUCGACGACCAGUGCGGGCCAAGGUAAGAAAUUGCUCAACGUGAUCAUCAAAGCCGAUUUCUCCGGCACUGUCGAAGCCGUGGUCGGUGCUAUCAGCUCGAUCGGCAACAACGAAGCCGGGGUUAAAAUCGUCUCGGCCUCAGUUGGAGAGCCUUCGGAAUCCGACGUUGCAAAAGCCGCCGCGCUGUCGGCCACCAUCAUCGGGUUCAAUGUGACGCCUUCGAAAAGCGUCCUUCAGUCGGCUGCUCGAGCGCAACCCGAUCCUGUACCCGUAAUCGUAUCUGACGUCAUCUACCGACUCAUGGAAACUGUCUCGGCACGCGUCUCUACACUGCUUGCACCGCUCACCGAAGCCAGAGUUCACGGCGAAGCGACGGUAAGCCAGAUCUUCGAUAUCAACCUCAAGGGCAAGACGUUCAAGAAGAUCGCAGGAUGCAAGGUGACCAACGGCACCAUCUCGAAAUCCAAUGCGGUCAAGGUGCUCAGAGGCGCAGAAAGGAAGGAGGUCUACAGGGGAAAGCUGGAUCAGUUGAAACAUGUCAAGAAGGACGUCGCCGAGAUGAGAAAGGGUACAGAGUGCGGCAUGUCGUUCGAGGGGUGGCAGGACUUGAAGGAGGGCGAUGUGGUGCAGUGUUUCAGCGAGGUCGAGGUGGCGAGGAGUUUGUAG